UUGUUACAGAAGUCUUACCAGCUGUGCUGACCUCCACAAAAAGUAAACAGUAACGUAUUCUUCUCACGUGUUAACAUGCUGUACCUACCAGAAAGUAAGUAACGUUAGCCUCGAGCCGGUAUGCGUGACGACUCGGGAGGAGGACUAUGAAGGUCAGCUGCAGUUCCCCGGACUUUGAAACAUGUCAAUGAUAAGCAGUAGUGUCUGUCGAAACGCCUGAAACCAUAACAGCCCCGCGGUCUGCUCUGUAGCUCUCUAACCGAAAAGAGGUCGAUGGAUUUCCAAAAACUUUGCAGUUUUAACACUUUUAAGCAGUGGUGGAGUCACUACGGUUAUGGGGAAAACUUACAAGACGUGAUUGAGCAGGAGUUCAAACGCACUAAAGGGAUAACAUAUCUGGAUCAUGCAGCAACUACACUGUAUCCAGAGUCUCUGGUCAGAGACUACUUCCAGGACAUUUCAAGGAAUGUGUAUGGAAACCCCCACAGCCAUCACCCCAGCAGUAGAUUGACACAUGACACAGUGGAGAGAGUCAGAUACAGGAUAUUGCAGCAUUUUAACACCACCCCUGAGGAGUACUCUGUGAUUUUCACUUCUGGAUGUACAGCCGCACUCAAAUUAGUUGCUGAGAGCUUUCCCUGGAGUCCGCAGUCUGAGAGCGAGGCUGGGAGUCUCUUCUGCUAUUUUACUGACAGCCACACCUCUGUAGUAGGCAUGAGAGGACUGACUUCUGCCCAGGGAGCAGUUGCCCUGCCUGUCUCCCCUCAGGAAGUGGAAAACAGGGCAAAAGAUGAGGCUCAAGGUGAAAAUGUUAUUUGCCAGACGGCACAUCUUUUCUGCUACCCAGCGCAGAGCAACUUCUCUGGGAGGAAGUAUCCCCUCAGCCAUGUGAGAGGCAUCCAAACGAAACGCCUUUACCCAGCAUGUGACCACCAAGGACGCUGGUUUGUGCUGCUCGAUGCUGCAUCUCAUGUCAGCUGCUCCCCUCUAAAUCUACAGGAGUGCCCUGCUGAUUUCAUUCCCGUCUCCUUCUAUAAGAUGUUUGGCUUCCCCACAGGUCUUGGGGCCCUUAUUGUCCGUCACAACGCAGCAGGCAUACUAAAAAAGACUUAUUUUGGAGGAGGCACAGCAGCAGCUUACCUUUCUGGGGAAGAUUAUUAUGUGCCAGCUGUAAACAUUUCUGACAGGUUUGAAGACGGGACUGUCUCUUUCUUGGACAUUAUUGCUGUCAAUCAUGGAUUUGAAGCUCUUGACAGAAUCACAGGGGGAAUGCACAACAUCCAACAGCACACGUUUGGCUUGGCACGCUACACUUACAUGCUGCUCUCAAGUGUUUGCCAUGGCAACGGGCGACCAGUGGCUCAGAUAUACACCGAAGGCCAGUUUGAGAGUCCAAGCACACAGGGCGCAAUCCUAAACUUCAACCUCAAGGAUUCUCAUGGACAGAUAAUUGGGUAUUCUCAGGUGGACAGAAUGGCCAGUCUGUACAAUAUCCAUGUGCGAACAGGUUGCUUCUGCAACACCGGGGCCUGUCAGUCCUUCCUCGGGAUUAGCAAUGAGCAGAUAAGGAGAAACCUGCAGGCCGGCCACGUCUGCGGAGACAGCCUCGACCUAGUGGAGGGCCAGCCGACCGGAUCUGUACGCGUGUCCUUUGGCUACAUGUCGACAUUUGAAGACUGUCAAAAGUUCCUGAACUUUGUCUCUGAGUGCUUUGUAGAGAAACCAGUCACAGUGGACCAAGUGAGACUAGAGAAGCUAAAAGCGGCCACAGCAGCAUCCCACGGCGUGAAUGAAGAUAUUCCAAUCAGAAUAACGAAUGGAGAAAUAUGUAAAGUAGAUGGGAAGGAGAAGAGUACAGAAGCACUGAGGGGAUUUGGACACCGAGAAUCAAACAGCCAGGGGGGGGCUUAUACUCUUACCAACAUCUACAUAUAUCCUAUUAAAUCCUGUGGGGCCUUUGAGGUCCACAACUGGCCAGUAGGACCGCUGGGUUUACGCUAUGACAGAAGCUGGAUGGUGGUGAAUGGAAACGGCGUGUGUCUGAGCCAGAAGAGGGAGCGGCGUUUAUGCCUCAUUCGCCCCGAAGUCCACCUGCCCUCAAACAAACUGCUCCUGCAAGCAUCAGGGAUGGAUACCAUUUCGGUUCCCCUGGAGAACAACACUCAAACGCACACGAGCUACCGGGUGUGUCAGAGUAAAGUUUGUGGUGACAGGGUGGAGACUGUCGACUGUGGGGAUGAGGCUUCAUCAUGGCUCUCAGACUUCCUUGGGCAGCCAUGCCGCCUGAUAAGACAAAGUCCUGAUUUUACCCGAGACAUGAAGAAGAAGCCGAUUGGAGCUGCCACCACCACAUCCCUCUCCCUGGUGAAUGAAGCUCAGUAUCUCAUGAUCAACCGUGCCAGUGUGGAGCUCAUUCAGAAAGUAAUGAGCAGCAGGCAGGACGACUCAGAGGGCGAUCAGCUUCUUGACACACAGAAUGUCAUUAGCCGCUUCCGAGCCAAUUUAGUCAUCGCUGGAGUAGAACCAUUUGAGGAGGAUAAUUGGCCACACUUGAUUAUUGGCAACACUAGAUUCGUGGUCGCAGGUCAGUGUGGAAGGUGCCAGAUGAUUGGCGUAGACCAGGAGACUGGGGGCAGAACAAAAGAGCCGCUCAUGUCUUUGUCUGCCUAUCGCAACGGGAAGGUCACUUUUGGUGUGUACCUGACCCAUCAGCUACCAGAGGGCUCCACUGAAACAGGCAUCCUCUCUGCUGGUUCCCUGAUACAGACACAGUCCUUGAAGUAGUCAUUUACAACUUGUUUUUAAUCUAUUUUUCCGACAUCUUUUGUCCUAAUCAGUACGUCUGCUCAUCACGUAGUAAAACUCACCUGUCAAAUACUGUGGCGAGUUUCUAUUGAUGCUGCUCUCUUUAUUUGUCUGUGCAGCUCUGGUGGCUUUUCCCCUCUCAAGUGUCCUUUUCACACCAGAGCAUUCAGAUUAGAUUCUAUACAAGUUUGUUUUAAUGGGAAGUGAAAUUCAUUUUCUGGAUAUUUUUUUAAUAUAAAGUUUUUUUAAAUACGUGCAAUAAAGAAGAUGUGAAGUAUUAAGUGGAUGAUAACAUCAUAAGUGUACUGUAUUACUGUUAUUCGAGCCAAAACAUGUCGGACUCGAUGCAAUAAUCGCUGCUCACAUUAAACUUAGAGACAGUUUAUUCCUGUGCGGGAUUAUAUUGCUUUUAAUUCCAAACACCACUGAACACUGUUACUGCUGCUACAAAUCAAUAACAUAUAUUGGUUUAAUGGAAAAAACCUUCCAGGCACUGCGUGCUUAGUAAAUGCUCCAGAAAUGGGGUGGAUACAUUUUAUGACAAAAAGAGUAUACCAUUUAUUCAUUUAUACAAUUUACUUUUAUUUUAGAGUUACGCAGAAAGUGCACAUUAAUAGACAAUUCUGUAAAUGUGCGUGGUGUAGUGAAAGGUCCAAAGCAAACAUAAAAUACAUUUAAACAGGAAUGCCAAUACAUAAACCAUAAUAGAAAGCACACUUCAGGUUAUUUCCUGUUUAAGAUAACAAUGUGUAUUUUCACAGGGACAUUUUGGCCAUCAGAAAUGAUGUGCUCAGAGUGACAUUCUUCUUCCAAAAGUAAUGUUAUGUGCUUAUCUGAUCUGUCAAAGUCUGACAUGUCUUUGUUAUAGAAAUCUGUAAUGGGGCUGCUGUGUGUCACUUGGUUUUGUACUGCUUGUAGCAUGUUCACCUGUACAGUAUGUGCGUGCCCACAUGGGGAAUAGAAAUGACAUAAAAGGAGAGAAUGGUAAUAUAGAGA
Messenger RNA from Notothenia coriiceps (black rockcod), 3801 nucleotides. RefSeq names its product molybdenum cofactor sulfurase (gene mocos). The transcript has 15 exons. Gene Ontology annotation, molecular function: molybdenum cofactor sulfurtransferase activity; pyridoxal phosphate binding; molybdenum ion binding. The record is from RefSeq and is a predicted model, not a curated record. NCBI's taxonomy places the organism in Eukaryota, Metazoa, Chordata, Actinopteri, Perciformes, Nototheniidae. Gene Ontology annotation, biological process: Mo-molybdopterin cofactor biosynthetic process. The coding region runs from base 274 to 2784 and encodes 836 amino acids.